This is a messenger RNA of Lentinula edodes (shiitake mushroom), 1412 nucleotides long. RefSeq lists its product as uncharacterized. NCBI's taxonomy places the organism in Eukaryota, Fungi, Basidiomycota, Agaricomycetes, Agaricales, Omphalotaceae. The coding region runs from base 118 to 984 and encodes 288 amino acids. The transcript has 11 exons. The record is from RefSeq and is a predicted model, not a curated record.
CCAGUCAUUCGUUGCCCCUUCUUUUUGAAAGUCCUUUUUGAAAGUCCUUUUCUUCUUAACUAUCUUUCACCCAAAGUUGUUUCUAUCAUUUUCAUUUUCGAGAACAGGUUUCUAGUCAUGGCUGGAAAUUUUGUGGCAUUCAAUACCAUUGAGAUCAUUGGCUUGAUUGGUGCCCUUGUCAUAAUUUCUACUGCAGUUUUAUCACCUUCUAUUCACCGUCUUUCUACUUGGUAUCUGGUCCUAGGCAGCGGCGCUGCCUAUUCAUUCUCAAUGCUGCUUUUAGCAAUGGCCCAUGGACAAACUGGUCCUGAUCCUACAUUCUCGCUUUGUGUUGUACAAAGUGCGCUAAUCUAUUCCAGUCCGAUUUGGCUAAUGGCUGCAUCUUUUGCAUUUGCACUCCAGUUCCAUUUGACAGUACUUCACUAUGUCAAGCAAUAUAAUGGAAAAAUACAUCGUAAUAGCAAAUGGCUUCCUUUAUCGACAGUAAUCCUGUUUACUAUAUUGACCAUAGUAUUUCUCAUAGUGGGCAUUGUUCAGCCACAAGCUGUUCAGCGUAGCCCUGAACAAUUCUAUUGUCAUUUUACAAAUGACAUAGGGGUCUACUCUGUAAGUGUAUUCAGUGUGGCCUUUGCUGUUGGGUCUGUUGUCUGUGAAUCAAAGUCAGGCAUGCUUCUUUACCACCACUGGAAGCACAAGAAUGAAUUUUACCAUCAGUCAAAUGGCCAAGUUUCCAUUGGUGUGAUGAUCCGCCUGGCAAGCUUCAGUCUUCUCUCAAUUCUCUCAGUUGCCACUUGUGCUCUGUAUAUGCUUCCUAGUCUCCGGAAUUUUGAGAACAUUAUUGUAUACAAUGCAUUCUUGUCCAAUGUUGAUGUCAUUAUCCUGGGUCUCAAUCUGUCAAUUAUUCAAACAUGGAUGUUCUGGAGGAAGAGCCCAGCUGCUUGCAAGAUUGCUGUUCAAGUGAAAGUUGAACAAAGGCAUGUUUAGGAUUGUUGAAAUUCAAACCUGGCACUGUACAAUGAGGAAUCACGGAUCUUUUGGAACCCUGUUACAGUGUUACUACAGCUGUAUUUUGUUGCAUAACAUUGAUCUACUCGAGCCCAAUUGGGGGCAUUUCAUAGCAAAAUGUUCAUAGGCUACAUGCUUGAGCACAAAUAGGCCAGUCUUAUGGGCUCAAUGAUCUAGUGUCUUGAUUUGUCUAUCUUUGUUCAGUUUGCUUCAAAUAUUUUCUGUUGGGACAUGUAUAUUUUACAUACUCCCUGAAAUAGAAUACUUCGAUGGGCUCAUCGUGUACAAUGCUCUUAGUAAUUGAAAUUCAUUCAUUUGUUGAUUGGAAAGAUUUACAAUUACCCUAAACAGUGUAUAAUAUUAAUGUUCUUCUUUUGGGACUCAAUACAAUGGGGGCAGUUAACUCA